UAUGUAAGUCGGAAGAAUCUCCAGGCCCACCUCGAGUCCAAGUGUCCUAAUCGACUACACAAAUGCCCAGACUGUGGUGCAAACAACCAGUACAAAAACCACCAACUUCAUACCAAAUUACAUUGCCCCAAGCGAUUGCAUUGUUGUGUUCAUUGUGGUGAAAACGGCUGCUUUGAUGAGCGUACUUCUACACAUUUGGAGGUUUGUCCCAAGAUAAUGAUUGCAUGUAAAAAGUGCACACAACGUAUCCUGCGCUGCCAGCUACCAACUCAUUUAAACGAAUGCAAGUUUGAACCAGUGCCCUGCAAAUACGCUAAAGUAGGGUGCAAAGUUCGGCCUCUACGCAAAGACCUCAAGAAGCAUGAGGAAAAUUACCAACUUCACCUCCAAGUUACCACAGAAACAGUGCUUGAGCUAAAGAAAAUGCUUCCCAAACCCGUUACCUCAGUUACCUUCAGAGUCACAGAUUUUAACAAGCACAAAACAGACAAUGAUAUAGUCUACGGUCCUGUGUUCUACACUUCCACAAAUGGGUAUAAAAUGUGCUUAAGAAUAGAUGCCAACGGAAGUAGCACUGGCGAAGGCACACAUAUCUCUGCAUAUAUUUGCUUUUUGGCAGGUGAAUACGAUGACUACCUGACCUGGCCGUUUACUGGGACGGUUACCAUCGAGCUUCUAAAUAGGAUAGAGGAUCAGAACCAUCACCAGCUGUCGUUUAAAAUGCCAGCAUACGAAUUAAGUGACAGGGUUUUGGACUCAGAGAAGAGGGACAGUCGGGGAUAUCCCACAUUCAUCUCACACACAGACCUAGCCAAACAUUCCCAGUGCCAGUACCUCAAAGAUGAUACUCUGAUUGUUCGAGUAUCUGUAGAAGUACCAGACUACAAACAAUACCUUGAGUGUAUCAACUAAUGUUUAUAAUUAUGCAUGUAUACGUGUACAUACAAAUUUUCUUUGUGAUAUUUAUAUCACAUGACUGAGUAUAUUUGUGGGGGUGGUCGUAGUAUACUUAUACAUGUACGUACGUCUUAUAUAUAUUAUA
Molecule: messenger RNA, 1042 nt
Organism: Halichondria panicea
Lineage: Eukaryota; Metazoa; Porifera; Demospongiae; Suberitida; Halichondriidae
Product: TNF receptor-associated factor 4-like
Exons: 1
Biological process (GO): lipopolysaccharide-mediated signaling pathway; protein K63-linked ubiquitination; innate immune response
Molecular function (GO): tumor necrosis factor receptor superfamily binding; ubiquitin protein ligase activity; zinc ion binding
Source: RefSeq, a predicted model, not a curated record